AUGCCUAGCAUGUGGUUGACGGAGAACCAGAGUGGCCUGUUCCUGGUCGGUGGUGUCAUUAUGUUCUUUGACCGGUCAUUACUCGCUAUGGGCAACAUACUCUUCCUGAUCGGCCUCACCCUUAUUAUUGGCGUCCAAAAGACCAUGGUCUUCUUCACUCGUCCCCAGAAACUCAAGGGCACCGCCGCAUUCACCGUCGGAAUUCUCCUCAUCCUAUUCCGCUGGCCGCUGACGGGCUUCCUGAUCGAGCUGUACGGCCUGUUCAUCCUCUUCGGCGAUUUCCUGGUCACCAUUGGUCAAUUCGCAGGCAACAUCCCUGUCGUCGGACCUUAUAUCAGGCGCGGCCUUGAGGUACUGGCUGGUGGUCGCAGCAACGCCGAGUUGCCGGUAUGA
This is a messenger RNA of Penicillium atrosanguineum, 393 nucleotides long. RefSeq lists its product as uncharacterized. The record is from RefSeq and is a predicted model, not a curated record. The coding region runs from base 1 to 393 and encodes 130 amino acids. The transcript is spliced from 4 exons. NCBI's taxonomy places the organism in Eukaryota, Fungi, Ascomycota, Eurotiomycetes, Eurotiales, Aspergillaceae. Gene Ontology annotation, cellular component: endoplasmic reticulum; Golgi cis cisterna; Golgi membrane. Gene Ontology annotation, biological process: retrograde transport, endosome to Golgi; endoplasmic reticulum to Golgi vesicle-mediated transport.